AAACCAUGUGGGCUACAAGCUACAAGUAUAGAUUCUGCUUCUAUAGGUAUACUAUUGUCAUAGAUAUUUCAAGUCUCAAGUUUACAGGUAGUUUCAGAUAACCAUAUUGUGUUGAAAUUUUGUUGUGUUAUUAUUUAAAAAAUAUUUUAAGUGUAAAUUAUUAGUUAGUUGUUAUGAAUAAAAAAUUUUAAUCGAACGUUGAUUAUUAUUAUAAUUACUCUUGUAUAUAUCUUAGGAGCGAAUAUUUUCACCAUCGUAAAUAUUAACCUCAAAAAAUUGAAAAAUUUUUUUAUUUUCAAAAGUACAAAAAAUGAUUUUAUAAUUGAGUAAUCUAAUUUUAUUCUCUAAUAAAUUCAUAUUUGUCUAUGAGUAUGAAUUAUCUCAAUAAAUAUGAAAAAUAUCAAUAUAUUCAAGAAUACGAGUCUUGCCUCAAUACAUCUUCUAACUAUGAAAAAAUCAUUAAAAUUGGACAGGGUACAUAUGGAGAAGUAUUUAAAGCGAGACAUCGACAAAACAAUAAAUUUGUUGCAAUGAAAAAAAUAUUAAUGCACAACCUGGGAGACAAUGGGUUUCCCAUCAGUUCCUUGAGAGAAACGAAAAUUUUAAGACUGCUCAAACAUGAGAACAUCAUUAAUUUAAUUGAAAUUUGUAAAUCAAAAGCAACAGAUGGAAAAUACCCUUCGACGUUUUACCUUAUAUUCGAUUUCUGUGAGCAUGAUCUCAAUGGCUUACUAUCAAACAAGGCUGUCAAAUUUAGUUUGCCCGAAAUAAAAACAUUUAUUAAACAGUUAUUAAGUGGUAUUUAUUACAUUCACGUUAAUAAAAUAUUACAUAGAGAUAUAAAACCGUCCAAUAUACUCAUUACAAAAAAUGGAAUUUUAAAAAUAGCUGAUUUCGGUUUGGCAAGACCAUUUAGUGAUAAAAAAUCUGGAAACCUUGGUAAGGAGCAAGUAGUAACAUUAUGGUAUAGAGCACCUGAACUACUUCUUGGAGAUGAAAAUUAUGGACCGCCUAUUGAUCUAUGGGCAAUCGGAUGUAUAAUGGCUGAAAUGUGGAAACGGGUUCCAAUAAUGCGAGGUCAAUCGGAACAGCAUCAGCUUUUUUUAAUAACAAAUUUAUGCGGUUCCAUUACACCAAGUGUGUGGGAAGAUGUAAAAGAGCUUAGGUUAUUUAACACAAUGCAACUACCUCAAAGGAAAAAACGAAGAGUGAAAGACGAACUAAAAAAUUACAUCGACAACCCGUAUGCAUUAGAUCUUAUAGAUAAUCUUCUUACUAUUGAUCCGAAUAAACGAUUGGAUGCAGAUACAUCUUUAAAUCACGACUUUUUUUGGACAGAUCCAAUGCCAUGUGAUUUAUCGAACAAAUUGCUUCAACUUAAUCACAGUAUGUUUGAAUACACUAUGGCUUCUCAACGAUUACAAAACAAAACUAAUGUUCCUGUUGCGCCUCCGGUAAAUAACGAAUACCAAGAUCGCAUUUUCUAAAUAACUUGUAAUAUAAUUGACUGAAAGCAUUAAUGCAUUUAUAUAUUUUUUACAAAAAAUUUUCUUCAAUAAAUAAGAUAAAUAAAUUUAAUGUUAUUAACAUUUUUAUUUUGUAAAUUCUCAAAAAUAAACAUCUUAAAAAAUUAUAAA
Cotesia glomerata is the source of this 1637-nucleotide messenger RNA. RefSeq names its product cyclin-dependent kinase 9-like. Gene Ontology annotation, molecular function: ATP binding; cyclin-dependent protein serine/threonine kinase activity. Gene Ontology annotation, cellular component: nucleus. NCBI's taxonomy places the organism in Eukaryota, Metazoa, Arthropoda, Insecta, Hymenoptera, Braconidae. The transcript has 7 exons. Gene Ontology annotation, biological process: protein phosphorylation. Bases 366 to 1487 code for a protein of 373 amino acids. The record is from RefSeq and is a predicted model, not a curated record.